Messenger RNA from Alternaria rosae, 9774 nucleotides. RefSeq lists its product as uncharacterized. The record is from RefSeq and is a predicted model, not a curated record. NCBI's taxonomy places the organism in Eukaryota, Fungi, Ascomycota, Dothideomycetes, Pleosporales, Pleosporaceae. The transcript is spliced from 8 exons. Bases 493 to 9774 code for a protein of 3093 amino acids.
CGCUGCGAGUAGUGGCGCUACCUGGGUAUACUUUGGCCGUAGACCCGUCAGACCGGAGCAGCUGCGUCAAGGGGAGACGAGCACUUGGGCGCUGCAUCGACUUGCCAGCUCUCCUCACUCCUUGACCUUCUCCUCUUGCGCCCAUCCUCUUCUACUCCAGUCGAGUGCAUCUUUGGCGUGAUCACGUCGGGCCUUUCGCACGCGCAGGCAGGUGACGUAUCCCCCGCAAGCUUGAUCGAACCCUCAUCAACCCUCCCGCCCUGCUCCAGCCACGCUGUCUAUCACCACUCCGGCCAUCACCACCACCACCGCCUCACUCCCCCAGCGCUGCAAUCGCGCACCGCCUGGCCAGCACCGUUGUCGCAGAGUCCAUCUCGGCAGACCGCCCCUCGUUUCUCCCGAUUGCAUGCGCGGUAGGACAUAGCUGGCGUUGGGCUCGGCCCUAGUAGAGCUCGAGUGCUGCAUCCUAUCUCCGGACCAUCCUACGCCAUCAUGUCUGGCCCCUUCCGCUUCCAGCAAGAGGAAGCCAGAUCGCCGCUCGAUCGGACCGCGUCGCCCUUCUCCGCAGGCCAGCCUGUGUCGUUCAAGACCAACGUCAACCGUGCCAAAACCAAGAAAUGGGUCCAGGCAAAGAAGAACGCCUACGAUGGCGACGAUUGGGGCGGCUACGACGAGUACGACGAAUACGGCGUCAACCCGGAGCCCGAGCAGCCACAGCCGCCGGCGCAGCGAUACUAUGCCCAGCGGACAGAGCAACCAUCGCGCAGCUUCACCGACCCGUCCCAGCAGGCGCCUCUCCCACGAGCCCGAAGGAAUUCCUUCGAGCACGGCGAGGAACAGCGCGCUUUCUCCUCAACAAUACCACAACCCCAACAUGGACACGACCAACAGUACGGAGAGCUGCCAGGACAGGCACGCGGCCACGAACAUGAGCAGGGCUACCACAUGGGAGAGAGAGGCGACUUCAGCCCCUCUGCCAUGCCUCCGCCUCUCCAGACACGCAUAUCGCAGGUCCCCGCCGAUUUUACUCCACCGAUCAAUACUCAAUUUCCCCCGCGCAAGAGCAGUAUAGGCCAGGGAGAUAUGCCAAUGCCCGCUUCGCCACGACCACGCAAUGGCAGUCAGGCAUCUGACAAGCCGUUACCCUUCAUCAGACCAGCCGACAUUUACAAGCGGCACCAAGAGGAGCGGGAGCGAGCGUCAAUGGAAUCAUCGCGACCAAGCCUGGACUCUCUUUCCUCCCCGACACAGGACAAUAUGGUUUCCGCUCAAGAUGGCGGACGAUCGCUGCAGCCUAUGGAAACUGUCGCUGAACGUAAGAGCGAGUAUCUGCCUGACUAUGAUGCAGCAGCCCCGCACGACAAACAACAACCCCAGCAAGAUCAAUCCCUUGUGUCACCACAGGAUGACCAGGGUCUGCGCUCCGUUGUUGAUCAAGCAUUUACUCGCGCUGACGAAUCACGUUCCGUCCCGCCAACGCCCAUAUCAAAUGACAAUGAUUCAAGUUCAGACCUUCUGAGGAGCAAUACUGGCAGCACUUCCGGAAUCAGCCCAAUCAUGAGCCGCGUGCCCAGUUCAGCAGCCUCAGCAUUGAGACACCGUGAUCAAGCAGAAAGCACCACACCCGCCAUUGCAGAAGAACCUAGUGAAGUCAUGACGCCCGUCACCCAGCCAACCUCCGCGAAGAUCGUCGAGCCCAUGCACCACGUUCCAGGAAAACCGUCGCCAGGUCACAGUCGCAACUUCUCCAACUCCUCUCUACCGCGCAGCGGCCUCGCUACGCCUACACGCGGUGACAGUCCUGCACGAUCGCCUGUCCUAGCACCUAGCAGAGACGUACCCGAACCAGAAUCCGCUCUUGUUACGACCGAAAGUAACGAAACUCCGGGCGCAAUGGAAGGCGGCCUUCAAGGUCCUUCCCCUGCAUAUGCUACUCGUGAGGCAGAUAUUGCUACUGCUGUGAGGGAUGGUCCAGACAAUGGCGCACCCGGACUGGGCGCUUCAGAGCUCCAAGCACAGAACAACUUCCUCGAGUCGCAUAACGCGCAAAGCCCUCUCGAUGAUGGCUUGCCGCGCGAUCGCUCAGAGUCUCCAAGCAAGGGUCGUGUGCAGGCGUUGGCUGGUAAAUUUGGAGAGGUAGCGUCAUCGAGACGUGGCUCUACACAGUCCAAUCGUUCGAGGAACAGUGUUCAGUCGUGGGAACGAAGCAACGAUAAUUCCCGUGCGGCGUCUCCAACGAAAGCUAGCCCUUCGAAACCCAGCAGUCCUGUUAAAGAAUUUCGUCCCCAUCUUCCAGGCCAGUGGGAGUCUUAUGCAACUACCGCUAUGACACCUUCGGAUCAGGGCGAGCAAGAUCGUCGAUUGAGUUUCGCGAACAAUGGCUCGAGUGCGCUCAACAAAUCCGAUUCGACGCCCACAACGGACAAGCAACCACUUGCCGGGGCAUCGUCGGCGGAGACGGACACCUCUGACCCACUCGCCGCUCUUAGAGAUGCUGGAGCUGCGAUGGUCAAUUCUAUCCGCACAACCUUGGGCGCCGAUGACCAGUUGUCCGAGACUCAACAGCAGCAAGCACGUCGUGCUGACCACGGAAACAUCUAUCUACCAAGGCCUCUUCAACUAGAUCGUACUGGCACUUCAAGCUCAAGCGUGCCGCCAACUCCUCCUGCGAAAGACACCCCGGAAUCAGAGUUUCCACCACCCCCGCCUCUGAAAGAGAGGCCCUCACAACCCUUCAAGAGUCAGCCUAAACGGCCGAGUCUUGAUCCUCAGUUGAGUACUGACCCCUCAGCUGAAGACCAGGAAAGCGACCGUCUUCGCAAGGAGAUUGUCGCCAGUCUCAGUCCUUUCAAGGCCCCAGCGUCGCCGGCCAGCGAGUCUAAUCAAGCCUCGCUCCACCCUGUCAGCCCAGGCACGAAUCGUGCUAGCUCUAUUCUGCCUAGUGAGUAUGAUACCUACUGGGCAGAUGAAGACCGGGCUUCUCGUCGAUCUUCGCAGGAUACUGAGCGCUAUGCCCAAGGUCAGCCAUCCGAAGCGACCGUGUCUUUCCUCCCACACUCCGAAGAACCGACCAAACCUGUCAUACUCAAUCGAUUUAGCUGGGAGGCAAGCAAACCGCAGUUGCAAACACCAGACGAGCAAGCACAGGAUGUAGCCGCUGUCGAGCCUACAAAAGCCUUACAGGCAACGGAAAGCCCUCUUCCUACUGUGGAACGAGCUGCAGAUCGAGAACGACAAGAGUGGUCAGAAGGUCUUCCCGACUCGUACUUUGGUCCCGAGCACACUUUCACAGUUACUAAACCUGAUCCCAUUAGUAGCAGUGAUAUGCCGCAACGAUCUGCUUCUCCAACCGUCGAUACUACGCGCUCUGUGACUAGCCCUGCUCGAGAGGAAACACGCUCCCCGGGACUUCAUGUUGUUAACACAGAGCUCAACCCCGAAGCCGUGGACCUCCCUCCACGUUUUAGUGCGGAGCAUGAGCAGUCUUCGGGACUCGGAGGAUCCGGCUUGAACGAGAAGCAACAAAUAGAGCAGCCUGCGCAACAUCUCGCAAUCGUUCCAUCUGACGAGGAGCCGAAAACAUCCAUUGCCGCACAGGAGCCUUCGCCGAAGUCGCCAAUCACGGACAAGCCUCUGGGCGCUCGGGAAAUAGCAACGCUUAACACCGCUGCUGAGCGGAUUGACAUAUAUAACAAGACACGCGAGUACUGGGCGACAGUUGAUCAUGGCCUUAAUGAUUGGCUACGCUCUGCGCUCGAAGCGAACCCCGAGCUGGCCACGCAGACGUACCCAGUACAGCGUGUGCCUACAAGCUCGGCACGUCACAGGCACACUGGCUCUCUGGCAUUGUUUGGCAAGCUUGGCGGUUCGAGCAGCUACGAUGUGAGCGCCGACCAACAUAACAAUGCUAGCGUGCCAGUUCCCACGAACUCAGCCUCUCCCACUAAUCCUGCACCCUCUGGUCCCGGAUUUGGCGGACGAAUUGCAAACCAGCAGAUGCAGCUGAAAGGCAAGGACUUACUUCAUACUGCUAAUGUACUAGGAGGGAAAGGCAUGACCAGUGCCAAGGGAUUGUUUGCGAAAGGCAAGAGCCGCUUCGGCCGUGAAAAGACCUCCUCGCAUGACCGGGACGGCUCCGCUCCUUCUUCGCGCGAAGCUUCUCAAGAGCCCGAGCUCGUCAUACGAAGAUCGAGAGCAUCGUCAGGAGUGCAACUGCUGCGCUCCAUGACAGAAAAAGAAAAGAAGGGGGAAGUCUCGGACGAAGAAAAGAAGAAGCGUCGGUUCUCAUUCUCGUCCCAAUUUCGGCGUGCCAGUCGCUCCAGAACUAGAUCAAGUAGUGUAGCGCUGCCGAACAGUACUUCAUCCGUCCUUGGCUCGACACCUAAGACCUCGCCUCCCCGCGAGCUCCAUCACUAUCUGAUGGGAGAACGUCGGCCGCAUUCUUUCCAUGCUCCAGACUCCUGGGUCGGCACUCCACCGGCUGCUCUCAACGAGUACUUCAAUACUACACCGAUGCGAAGAAGCUCUUCGCAGGCGCGUUUGGGCAUAUUGCCCUCGCCAGCAAAAAGUGCCUUCUCAAAUCAGGAUAGGGACACUGAAGACUAUGUUCCUCCCGUUCCCCCCAUUCCAAACGAGGUUGCCAUCAAGCAUUAUCGACGUAGGUCUAGUCAGGACAGUGCCAGCCAUCGGAUGUUGCAAUCUGUUGUUCGGCAUUCAACCCCCCCUAUCGUUUCCAACAGACACUCGAUGCCAGCAGCAGUUACGAGAGAUCCAAAAAACCUCAAUCAUAACCCGAUUUUUGCAGACGAUGAUGACAUCUUCGAAUCUGGUGAUCUCAGGCGCGAUGGGUUCCAAUUCGGAUUCAGUGACGAAGCGUCAAAGAGAGUCAAAGAUGAUCGCAUUGAUGAUGACGAUCAACCGCCACAGUUGAGUCACGAUCCAUUACCAACAUCCUCGCGCCUUGGCCAACAACCGACGCCUAUGUACACUAACAGACAUAUGGAUGUGAGCGAUGAAGACAGCGACAGGGAGCCUGCUCGUGGAAGAAGCUUGGCACCGUUGACAGCACUGAAUGCGAAACAGGAAUCUGACAGUGUCAGCCCUGUACUACCUCCUGUGGUGUCGUCGCUCGAAGCUGACGUACCUGCAUCCGAUGCGCCUUUUGAUCUCAAAGAUGACGAGGGCAUUCCGAAAAUUGAGAAAGCGGAUGCGGAACGCGCUUUCAGUCCUGUGUGGUUUGCUCAGAGUGAUCUGCAGCUCCCGACAAGCACCCGGGAUCUUGAGGAUGUAGAUGGAAGCGCAGAAACCCGGGCGACAACAUCUGCAAAAGAACGCGACGCAAACGCAUGCAGUAGACUAAUGGCCGUUGGCGAAAUUGCAGCCCCAGCCCAGCAGGAAAUACGAAGACAUGGGGCCCGGGAGCCUUCGCUUAGACAUACCCUUGCGGGGGCCAGUGCUGUGGCGGCUGACAGCGACACCUCGACGCGCUCCGCGCCGCCCUCCUUAGUUGUCGACGCCGUGGAAAGACAUACCGCAUUCGAAUCGCUUAAUCCAUCAUGGGACCACCGACACAACAUCAUCGAUCCACGCGUUGCUGAACGCGCUUCCGGUGAGAUGGGGGACGAGAGCAACCUCGUCACGCCCGCCGGGCAGGUUCCGCGCAUCACCACUCAGGACGGUCCGGAGACACCCAAGGCUGAACAAUCGUACAGCGAGCAUUCACGUCCCGCGAUGUCAAAUGGCUACUCCCAUGGCCAAGCUAACUUUCCGGACUUCAAGCACCAAGCACAGCAAUUGCAGGUUUCAAAUAACGCUACGGCGGCUCCGGAACGGUCAAGAUCCAUGCUCUCGCAGAUAUCUGCCAUGGUAUCUGACGAGGGAAGCAACCCUUAUUCUCAAACAUCUACUGGGAGGUCGACCCCGUCAACAAUUCGUCGCAUGCAGCCAGAGUCCACCGUGAAACCUUCGGCAGUUCCACCACAGAUCCCAGAGGAGAUUCUGAUGUCGUAUGGCGGAGAUGAUGAUUUUGAUCUCUACGCAGAUCAUAAUGGAGUUGUCAAGGAUGUGCAAGAUGAGAGUGGUCAGCCUUUGCGACUUGGAGAUCUCCAGGUACCAGGGACAACUCCCCGACAACAGCCAUCAUGGCCUUCAACUUCCGGUAUUGCGACAGCGACAGCGCCAGCAUCUCGUGAUGCUGAGCGCCCAAGAUACAGUUUUGAAAGGCCAAUGAGCUUCGUCUCAGGACCUGAAGACCAAGACGGCAAACCUCAAGAUCAGAUCAACCAGGUCGCGUCUGCGAAUGCAACGCAAUCUCCCCCAGUCCCUGUGCAGCAUCGUAAUCAGUCCCAGCAGUCACUACACAUGGGCACAGUGUACUCGCCGAACCCGCCAGCAAACGUGGCUCCGCCAUCGGAUCAAAGCGCAUCGCGACAUCAGCCAAUGCUUGCAUCUGGCCCAUCUCCAUCCAAGAAUAUCUUCCAGGCUGUAAAAUCAAUCGACCCCAGUAACAAAACGACCCAGAUUACUAUCAGUUCUUGGCGUCCUGCGGGCGAUCAAGCUUCCCAGCAAGCACUUUCUGGAAGUCCCGAUCUUAACUAUCAAUUACCACAGGCCACUGAAGCUUCGAGUCGCAUUCCGCUAGCAGAACAGGAGAGGCCAGCGGUUACGAGGCCGCAGAGCAACCCGAAUCGCGCACAAGGACAGAUGGAAUCUCAUGGGCAUCAGAUUCACAACCAAUCCCAUGGACCAAGAAAUCAAUUCGAACUACAACAGCAGUUGUUGCAGAGGCAAGGGCAAUACCAAGUUGCCGAGUUUAAAUCACCCACCAAUUCGUCGUUUCAAUCCGCCGAACAAGCAUCAAAGCACCAGGAGAAGUCAUCUUCAAAACCUCGACUUACAUCAAUGUUCAAGAGCUUCGGUGGUAAGACACAAGCGAACCUCCAGCAUACGCCCAACGCUGGCAAUACAGCCACGAUCUCGCCUGUCAAGCCACUUCCGCUGAAUCCCAGUUCUGGUACUCCGUUUCAUUCUGUAAUGGAUAGGUUAAUGCGCCCUAGGGAGGCAUCGGCAGAAAGGUCUAUCGACCAGCCACGUUCUUUCGUGCCGCCUAGUCGCCCAAGCAUGGGGCAGCAACCGCAAAAGCCCAUUGCAUCCGCCCUUCCGAACGGCUUUUCAUCCCAGCAGCCACCGUCAAUACCCCAUGUUCACGUUCAGGCCCACCAAGUACCACACUUGCAACCACCAGAAUCUGGCAAGAAGAAGAGAUUUUCUGCAUUGGGCGCUCUGUUCAUUCGAGGUGGUGUGAAUGGUGAUGGAUCGGCUACAAAAAACAAGACGUCAAAAGAAGGAAAGAAGGCACAGAAGAGUCAACAGGCCACCGCUGCUCCAGCUGCUCCAAACGCCUCUCAAAGAGUACCUCAACAUCAGCAGAAUAAACCGCAGCAGUCUGGUUUAGCGUACUAUCCUCCCGGACAACUUCCGCCUCAUACCAUACAAGAUAGGCCACCCAUAGGUCCAAAGUUUGGGCACUCGCAACCAGCACCCAACAUGUAUCCUCAAAGGCUACCUCAGCCGUAUAAGCAACAACCGCAGCAAAUUCUACCAUCACGAGAGCCAAUAUCUAGUUUACAUUCAGAGGAAGCAUCUGCAUUCCUCAAAACAAAGCAGCUAGCGAUGGAACAUCAAGCUCGGCAAAGCAGCUUACAAUUACAACAAUCUCAAGCUUCCAAUCUUGGAAUUGGAGCACAGCCCUCUCCAGCUCCAGCUGAGCGUGGAGCCUAUGCAGCUUCUUUAGCCGCGCGAGAACAGGUAGAGCAACGUAGGCAACAGCAAACAGCUCACCAGGGAAUUUGUACGGUCCCACAGGCUGAGCAACAACGAGCACCACACGAAAGACAGCAAUCCAUGUACGAGCAGAAUGUUCACAGUGACCCUCGAUAUGUGCAACAACUAGAACAACAAGCACACCUCGAGACAUCCCAGCAGCCACUUACCCAUCAUACCUGGCGAGCACAACGGGAGGAACUACUACGGCAGGAGCGAUCUGCACCAGGGCACAAUGGAACAUGGCCGAAUGCUGAUACGCAGUUGGCCACAGGAACCACGCAGGUGCAACAACCGCGUCAGCAGCAGCAACACCACCCUUUGCUUCCGUACCAAAAUGCGCACGACUCAGGACCCUUUUUUGCUUCUCAAGAUGCUGAUCCGAUAUCUCCACCUGCAGUGUCCCCUAUGCAAGAACCGAGGUAUGAGGCACCUCCAAUACCUGCGGCAUACAGUCAUGUAUCUGGGGCAUUUGUAUCGCCGCUUGAUCGGCAACAGCAGUUGUUGUCGCUCAGUCAGACGGAUGCGUCCAUGCAAGCUCCAGUGGAUCAACACAUUCGUCCGCUUUCGGAGCCAAUUAUGCAGGCUGUGUCGCCGCAAGUAUCUGCACACUCGCAAGCACCUCUAAACGGUCGAACCCACUCGGAUGCUAGCACGAUGUCCCUCGUGUCGCCAAUAUCAAAUUCUCCAGGAAUGCCUAGCUACUCUCCAGCCCCUGGCGGCCAACGGUACCAGAAGCCAAGGAUGAGCAGUAUAUCAGAAGUCCAUCAGCAGAAUCUUCCAUGGCAUCUCAACUUUCCAGAGGGAGCAACCGAACAAGAGAUUGUUCGAGCACGACAGGGACAAUACAUGCAAGAACGCUUUACCGCCCAACAGCAGCAGCAGGAAGAGAGGGCUGCCGGAUCACCAUCACCUCGUUUAUCGCCCGAGCAGAUUACGCCAACUACUGCACCUCCACAUGCUCAAGCACAUGGCAGUGGAUUUAGGGAAAUUCUGCCGCGAGGUUUUGCGCAGCCCUAUGCGACCUCGCAGGCAGCGCAAUCAAGUCAUGAUCUGCAGCCUAUUAUUCGCCGGGACGCAACACCUGUACAGCCAACGCCGAUACAUCCUGGACAAUCCCCGCCACCCGCUGCGUAUCCUCUGCCUAUGUCUCCCGACCCCACGGUAAUCAAUAGUCCUCAGAAUUCCUUUGCAAGCGGAUUUGUCCCACCUCCACCACCAAAAAUACCCCAUAGUCCUAUGCGACCCGGAUUUCCCAACGCCCAGCCUUUAUCAUUCGAUGGGCAACGGCCGCAUUCUCAUAGCCCAUCGUCGCCAAACUAUGCCUAUGUCUCGCCACACAGGAAUGUAUCCCAGUAUGAUGAGAAAGUCCAAGACGAAGCCCCACCAUCAUAUGAUGAUGCCGAUGUGCCUAAUAGUGGUAUGAAUAAGAGUCGCUCCGAAGGACUUCGACCGCCGAACAUCAAAACGGAUCUAGACGAUGAAUCGCGUGGUCGACAACCAGGUUCUCGUCCACGUCAACCCUCGAUCGGUAUCCUACAGCAUCCACAACCCGCCUCAAUGGCUGCAUCACCUCAACGCACAUCACCAGACAUGGGUGCCGAGUCGUUACGUCGCCAGCUCCUACAGCAAGAGAAUCUCGUGCACAUGGAACGCGUCCAGCGCGAAAAGGAGAGGCGCGAGAGACAUGAGCGCGAUAAGCAGGAGCGCGAAGCUGCAAGAGCAAGAGCCAGAGAGCUUGAGCGCAGCGCGUCUGGUGGCGGGCAGGUCGGUAGCCUCAGAAGUAUUGGCGGCAGCACCACCGGAGGAGCUCCAGGCUGGGAGAGACGUGGGAGUCACAGCAACAGCAGACAGGUAUUUGAAUUGCCUGCUGUGGAAGACGACGAGCCCACUAUGAAGGCGACUAGUUACCCUGGGCAGGAGUGGGUACCUCCCAUGUGGGAUGGUGAUUGA